Messenger RNA from Kogia breviceps (pygmy sperm whale), 1065 nucleotides. RefSeq names its product paired box 4 (gene PAX4). The record is from RefSeq and is a predicted model, not a curated record. Lineage: Eukaryota; Metazoa; Chordata; Mammalia; Artiodactyla; Physeteridae. Gene Ontology annotation, biological process: anatomical structure development; regulation of transcription by RNA polymerase II. Gene Ontology annotation, molecular function: RNA polymerase II cis-regulatory region sequence-specific DNA binding; DNA-binding transcription factor activity, RNA polymerase II-specific.
AUGAUCAAGGUCAACACCAACAGAGGGAUCAGCAGUGUGAAUCAGCUGGGGGGGCUCUUUGUGAACGGUCGGCCCCUGCCCCUGGAUACCCGGCAGCAGAUCGUGCGGCUGGCCGUCAGCGGGAUGCGGCCCUGUGACAUCUCACGGAGCCUUAAGGUAUCUAACGGCUGUGUGAGCAAGAUCCUAGGGCGUUACUACCGCACAGGUGUCUUGGAGCCCAAGGGGAUUGGGGGAAGCAAGCCGCGCCUGGCCACACCACCUGUGGUGGCUCGAAUCGCCCAGCUGAAGGGUGAGUGCCCUGCCCUCUUCGCCUGGGAGAUCCAACGCCAGCUCUGCGCUGAAGGGCUUUGCACCCAGGACAAGACUCCCAGUGUCUCCUCCAUCAACCGAGUCCUGCGGGCGAUACAGGAGGACCAGAGAUUCCCCGGGGCACAGCUCAGGUUGCCAGCUGUUUUGGCUCCAGUUCCUCCAACGCCGCCUAGUGGCUCCGAGGCGCCCCGGGGUCCCCACCCAGGGACAGUCCACCGCAAUCGGACGAUCUUCUCCCCAGGCCAAGCUGAGGCGCUGGAGAAAGAGUUCCAGCGUGGGCAGUACCCUGACUCAAUGGCCCGCGGGAAGCUGGCCGCUGCCACCUCUCUGCCUGAAGACACGGUGAGGAUCUGGUUUUCCAACCGAAGAGCCAAAUGGCGCCGACAAGAGAAGCUCAAGGGGGAAAUGCGGUUUCCAGGUGCUUCCCAGGACCUGACUGUAUCAAGUGCCUCCCCUGGGACCAUCUCUGCACAGCAAUCCCCCGGCAGUGUGUCCACAGCAGUCCUACCUGCCCUGGAACCCUUGGCUCCCUCCAGCUAUCCGCGGUUCUGGGGGACAGUAUCAGACAGAUGUCUGAGUGACAAUCCACCACAAGCCUGUCUCAAGCCCUGCUGGGGUAAGAAUCCAGGCCAGCCGAGCUCCCUGGAUCCACUCCUGCUUUGCCAUCCUUGCCCUUCCUUCCUCUGCCCCAUCAUCAGCCUUGGUACCCAUCAGGUCUUGCUCUGGCCUGGCUCCCCACUUCGAGGCCUGGGAUGA